Messenger RNA from Drosophila innubila, 3026 nucleotides. RefSeq names its product ubiA prenyltransferase domain-containing protein 1 homolog (gene heix). Bases 462 to 1568 code for a protein of 368 amino acids. Gene Ontology annotation, cellular component: endoplasmic reticulum; Golgi membrane. Gene Ontology annotation, biological process: menaquinone biosynthetic process; vitamin K biosynthetic process. The transcript has 2 exons. The record is from RefSeq and is a predicted model, not a curated record. Gene Ontology annotation, molecular function: prenyltransferase activity. NCBI's taxonomy places the organism in Eukaryota, Metazoa, Arthropoda, Insecta, Diptera, Drosophilidae.
GCGUGUUUGAUUUUAGCCUAUCGCUUGCAAAAUAAAUAAAAAGAACAAGUGAAAUUCAAUUGUAUAUAUAUUAACUAAUCAACGCGAGCAUUGCAAUUGUAGCAUACAUGUGAUUUGUUUGGCGUGGCGCAGCUGGAGGCUUAAAUAGGGCAGCGGCGAGAGCGUGGAUUUGGAGCAAGCAGGCUGUUUGGUGAAAUUUUUGUUGUUGGUGGUGCAGCAGCCACGCCACCUCCUGCCCACAGCUCAUACACACGCAAGAUGCUGUGUAUACAAUAUUAGCGAGAAUUUCGAAGAAACACAGACUGCGUUGGGAAUAUUAAUGCUUUUGUAAACAAAACAACACAGAAACAAAAAGCGCCAGCGAUAUUAUUUUUGAGGUCAUCACUAAUUAUUCCAAAGCACUUGGGGGCCAGCUGGUGAAUGCAAAGAUUACAAGUGUCAGUUUCAAAACAGUGUGUGCAAUGGCAACAAGUCUUGGUAAAUGCGAGCCGCAGGAAGUUGCAGCACCGGCAACAACAGCAACGACGUCAGCAACACAGCUACUAAGACAACGGCAAUCAAAUGGCGGCACCGUUCACGAGACUCCAUCAACGUCAUCGACGGCGUUGAAUGGCAAGGCAGCUCCAGCAAUAAAGGCCAAUGACUAUAGCUCUGGCACAUUUAUGAAACUUAAAACCUAUUUGCUGGCCUUGCGUCCUUGGUCGCUCUCGGCCAGUUUGGUGCCGACGCUGCUCGGCUCCGCAUUGGCAUAUCGUUCGCAAUGGGCGGCCGAUUUCUCUAUGCUCACCUUCUUUCUCACCGCUUUUACGGUGGUCACGGUCCACUGUGCUGGCAAUGUGGUCAACACGUAUUUCGAUUUCAUCAAAGGCAUCGACAAACAAAAGGCUGACGAUCGCACACUGGUCGAUCAUAUACUCACCAAGGAUGAGGUGGUUUCACUGGGCGCUAUUCUAUAUUUGGCUGGCUGCGGUGGCUUUGUACUGCUCGCCGUACUUAGUCCAGCCAAGAUGGAACACUUGGCGCUGAUUUAUUUCGGCGGACUGUCAUCGAGCUUCCUUUACACUGGCGGCAUUGGUUUCAAAUACAUUGCGCUGGGCGAUCUCGUGAUAUUAAUACUGUUUGGACCCAUUUCGGUUCUGUUUGCGUUCAUGUCACAAACGGGUCAUGUCGACUGGACGACGAUGGGCUAUGCCAUACCGCUGGCCCUGAACACGGAGGCAAUACUACAUAGCAAUAAUACACGCGAUGCGGAAAGCGAUGGCAAGGCGGGCAUCGUAACACUGGCCAUUCUUAUUGGACGCACUGCCUCGCAUGUGCUGUAUGCAAUGCUGCUCUUCACACCAUACUCACUGUUCUUCAUCUUUGGUCUGAAAUACUCACUAUGGUUCCUGCUACCGUUGAUAACGCUGCCACAGGCAUUUCAAAUUGAGAAGCGUUUCCGGGACGAGCAGACAAUGCAUGUGGUGCCCAAGCAGACUGCUAAGCUAAAUUUCUUUUUUGGCAUACUCUACAUCAUCGCCUGUUGCUGUGCCCAGCAGCUGCCCACGUUUGUCUCGCGAAAGCACUAGUUACUCUAUAUAAAUAUACACACUUAUGUAUAUAAAUAUUUAUGUACAUGGAGAUGGCAUUGUCUUAAACUUCUGCAACAGUUUUAGGGAAUUUCAUUAGUUCUAUUUGUUUGUUUUUUAAAUAUUGAUUUUAGUGAAUGUGGUUAUGAAUAAUGUAUUGUAUUUGUCUCAAGUUUGCAGUUGCACAAAUUUUGAAUGCUUUGCUAGUCUCCUAGUCUCUAAAACUACAACUACUAUUAAAGCUAAAAAAGCUACAACUAAAUCUAACUCUAAUUCUAAUCUUAGAACUGAACAUAUCCCACAAAAGCUCAUCGCCUGAGCUUGAAUAACUCAAUUCACAUUUUUAUUUAUUUCACCUCAACUUUUAUCUAAAUGAAACCUAUAGUUUGUUUUAUAUAUAAUGUACUCUUCCUAUUGCGCGUUGGAAUAUCGGACCAAGAUCGUUAUAGCGUCGGCAUGUGCAACAAUAAUGAAAUCAUUAAAUGACCUAGUUAUAUAUCAAUAUACAUACAUAACAUACAUAUAUAUAUUCUAAAGUUAAUGUUACUUUAUAGAGAUGCUUCAAAUGUGCAACUAAGUUAUAAAUCAAUAACGCUGGCUUUGCUUUUUGUGUACAACAAUUGUUAGCGUUUUUUUAAACACACUCAACCACAUACAUAAAUCUGCAUAUAUACAUAAACAAAUACAUAUAUAAAUGUAUAAAUAUAUAUAAUUAGAUCAUGUAAGCCCAGUGUCUAGCAGCAGGCUCAAGAGUGAGAAUAUCAACACAAAGAAACACAAACUUAAACUUUUAAAAUGAAAAUGAAAAGAAAAAAAAAAAACAAAUGAAUAAUUCAAAAUCGUAUAUACUAUAAGCUUAUCGGAUCGAAAGAUUUUUUGAACGAGCAACAAUUGUUUUCCAAGCAUAAAUCACAAUACCUAAGCAUAUAAACAAAUAGCUUUAAAUAACAAUAACAUACACAAAAUAUUUGUGUAUCGGAAUGACAAGAAGUGAAAUAUGUAUUGUUACGAGUAUAAUGCGCAUUCUAAAUACAAUAUUGAAUAUUUAAUUUUGUGGCAAUAUUUGUGCACAAAGCUGAAAAUUUGUUUUUCAUACAUAUAUUUGUAACGGUAUUUGUAUUCGUAAUUUUAGUGCUUAAAGUUAAUUUUGUAAUUCGCAUGCACAUAUAAAAUGCUUUUCUUGUUUGCUGAGAGCGUGCGAAAUAUCAGAGGCCAAUGUGAAUAUUGAACUGAAUGAUCAAUGUGAAACAAACAGAAAAACAAAAACAUAACGAAAAAUCAAAUCAACUAAUUGACAAUUUUGUAGACUAACUUAACAACAAUACCAACAUCAAUGAACAAUAAUAAUUAUAGUUAUACUAUGAUAGUAAUGAAAACCCACUUAGAGAAUGAAAAUGAUUUGGGUUAUUAUAUUCGAUUCGUUUUGAGUAAUUAAACAAAUGGGAUUAGUGGAUAUAA